Molecule: messenger RNA, 723 nt
Organism: Podospora anserina S mat+
Lineage: Eukaryota; Fungi; Ascomycota; Sordariomycetes; Sordariales; Podosporaceae
Exons: 1
Coding region: 1-723 (240 amino acids)
Biological process (GO): xylan catabolic process
Molecular function (GO): hydrolase activity, hydrolyzing O-glycosyl compounds
Source: RefSeq, a predicted model, not a curated record
AUGGUCUCUUUCACCUCCAUCUUCACGGCCCUCGCCGCGGCGGCAACCGUUGUUGCCAGCCCUCUUGAGCUUGCCCUUCGUGGCAUCCAGCCUGGUCAGGGCACCCACGACGGCUACUUUUACUCUUACUGGACCGACGGUCAGGGGUCUGUCGACUACAAUAACGGCCCCCGCGGCUCCUACAAGGUCAGCUGGAGGAACGUUGGCAACUGGGUUGGUGGUAAGGGCUGGAACCCAGGUCCCUCUCGCACCGUCGCCUAUAACGGCACCUGGAACAACUACAACGUCAACAGCUGUAUGUGUCUCCUCCUCUCCGACUCUUUCGUUCUCUCUCAUGCACUCACUGACAUAAACAUAGACCUCGCCCUCUACGGCUGGACUGUCAACCCCCUCGUCGAGUACUACAUUGUGGAGGCCUACGGCACCUACAACCCCUCGGCCGGCACGACCAAGUUCCGCACUCUCCAGUCCGAUGGCGGCACCUACGACGUCUAUCGCACCCGCCGUGUGAACCAGCCUUCCAUCCAGGGUACUGCUACCUUUGACCAGUACUGGUCUGUCCGCCAGGUCAAGCGCGUCGGCGGCACCAUCUCUGUGCAGAACCACUUCGACGCCUGGACUGCUUCCGGGCUGAAGCUCGGCAGCUGGAACUACAUGAUCAUGGCGACUGAAGGUUAUGGCAGCACCGGCUCGGCUGAGAUUGAAGUGAGAGAGGUCCGCUAA